GGAAAGACGAACUCGUUCAAAGGUAUCACUUCCUGCUGUUCGUAUCCUCUCCAUCCUUCCGCCGCUUCCUCUUCUUCCCCCCCUCCAUCCUUCGAUUGUAAAACUUUUGGCGGGUGACUGUCAAGCUGAUCCAACUCCCAACCGAUCCUCCAUUCUUUCUUUACCCCGCUGCGGGGUUCUUCUCUCCCCUGUCUCCCUCUCUCCGUCAGCGAGCUCCGAUCACCCGCCAUUGCAGUUUCUUCCACUUCUGCACUGGCAGUUAUUGCCCAGCUGAAGUGAGAGAGGUGGCGGUUUGUGAUCUUUAGGGUUGUCUGAAUUCCUGGGCUUUUCUCGCCCGCUGAUGGUGAUGUGAUGCCGCGAAGAUAGUUUCAAUUUUAAGCUGUGAAUGGGGGUGGCAAGACGGCUGCUACACAUUGAUUGUUGCUCUACGUCUGGGGUAGAUUGAUAGGCCACUGUAAGGACCUGAUAAGUCCUAAAAGACCCUGCUUUCCCACCAUCGUUCCGUCUUUGCCGCUGACAAGUGCCAGCUCACAAUGAUGAAGAGAUGGUGCAGCCACUGCGCGAAGAUGGUCAUGGCCGAGCGGCCCUUCGACGGCUCCCUAUGCUGCUCGGAAUGUGGGAAAGUGUUGGAGGAUUAUAAUUUCUCUGUGGAACCUACAUUUGUAAAAGAUGGCGCAGGACAGAGCCAUUUAUCGGGAAAUUUCGUGAGGACGAUCCAGAGCGACUAUUCUGCUUCAAGAGAACGAACAUUGGACAAUGCUUAUGAAGACAUGAAGAAUCUGUGCUAUGGUUUAGGGAUGGAUCAACCUGAGGGCAUAUUGAAAGCUGCAUCAGCAUUCUACAGAAUGGCGCUUGAGAAAAAUUUUACAAGAGGGCGUAGAUCAGAACUAGUACAAGCUGCUUGUGUUUACAUUGCAUGUCGGGAAAACAGAUUACCGUAUCUGCUCAUUGAUUUCUCAAAUUGGUUGAAGAUAAAUGUUUAUGUGCUAGGUGCAGUGUUUUUGCAGCUAUGCAAAGCACUUUGGCUUGAGGAACACCACAUUGUACAAAAGCCUAUUGAUCCUUCACUUUUCAUUCAUAAGUACACAACAUGUUUGUCAGGGGGGAGAAACAAUGAUGUCGCCAGGACUGCCUUACGCAUCAUAGCCAACAUGAGAAUGGACUGGAUGCAGACAGGGAGGAAACCCAGUGGUCUAUGGGGAGCAGCAGUUUACGUCUCUGCACUUGCACACGGUCUUACUUGUUCUAAGUCUGAUGUUUUAAGGCUGGUGCAUGUCUGUGAAGCAACAUUGACAAAGCGAUUGGUUGAAUUUGAGAACACAAAAUCAGGAAGCUUAACGAUCGAGGAACUAAAUGCGAAGGCAAAGGCCGACGAUAGAGGUUCUGCAACAGAAGCAAAUAUUGGAUUGGAUAUAUCUGACUCAAGGGAAUUGCUGUGCGAGCACAAGGGUACCAACACCCCGCACUAUAAGAUUGGGCUCUGUAAAUCAUGCUACAAUGAAUUUGUAGAAUUUUCCGGGGGUCUUGAGGGAGGAUCAGAUCCUCCUGCUUUCCAGCGUGCAGAGAGGGAACGGGCAAUGUUGGCUGCUAUGGAAAAGGAAAAAGAAUUGAGUUUGUUGGAGACUGAGAUGAACAGCUCGCCUGGAGUCGAAAAAGAAAAGUUGCAACCUGACAUUGGAAAAACUGUUCAUCCAAGCUCCAUUGAUGGAGGUCUUGAUGGAUCACAUGAGGAAGAUAAUAUGACCACGAAUGCUGGUGAUGAAUCGGACACUCUUUCUGACAUAGAUGAUGUUGAGGUUGAUGGCUACCUUCACAAUGAGGAGGAAAAACAUUAUAAAAAGAUUAUCUGGGAGAAAAUGAACCGAGAAUAUCUUGAGGAACAAGCAGCUAAGGAAGCAGCAGCGGCAGCAGCCAGGGAAGCCUGUGCCGCCAAUUUCAAAGGCACUCCAGAGGAAUUGCAGGCUGCACAGGAACUUGCUGCAGCUACUGCAGCGUCUCUUGCAAAAGCUAAAAAGGAAAAGCAGCAAAAACGAGCUGCUGAAGCGAAAAAUGCUGCUCCUGCUCAAACUGCUGCAGAAGCCACCCGCCAAAUGCUUAUUAAGAAGAGACUCAGUUCCAAGAUCAACUACGAUGUGCUGGACAAGCUCUUUGAUGAAACUGGAGCCCCCGAAAGCACGAAGAAGCAAAAGACAGAAUCAAAUAAUGGCAAUGAGGAUAUGGCCCAAAAAGGCGGGAGAGAGCUGGAAUCCGAGAAGGCAGACAGAACAGAUGAACCGGAAGGGGAAGGGAAAGAGGAAGACGAUGAAAUGGAAGGAUAUGCAGAAGGAGAAGAGUACGGGGACGAUGAGUAUCAUGGGGACGCCUAUGAUCAAGCCGGAUACGAUUAUGAGGGUGACAACUAUGGCUAUGAUGGUUUUUGACCCAGAUGUUUCUCCGGAUUCGUUUGGGACUAUAUUCUUCGAUAUUCUUUGAUAGGACAAGACUGUAUCACAGAGGAUCGAGUUUGUAGUUGUACAUUAGAAUUGCAGAAAAUAGGACAGAUCUAAAUUACUUAGCAGGUUUAUUUCUUGAUUUAUAAUCAUUUUCCCUUAUUCAGGGAGAGGAGCUUCAAAUUGUAACAUGAUUUGAGGAUUUUCUGCCCCUAAUAAUAUUUUCAUCCUUAAAACAUUAUGAAUAA
Punica granatum (pomegranate) is the source of this 2677-nucleotide messenger RNA. Lineage: Eukaryota; Viridiplantae; Streptophyta; Magnoliopsida; Myrtales; Lythraceae. The record is from RefSeq and is a predicted model, not a curated record.